AAUUAAAGAGACUUUAAUGUUUUUAAUAACUCUAUAAUUUACCUUACCCCCAAAGCUUACACCAAUAAAUUGCCAACACUAGAUGGCAGCAUUAUAGAGCUAUUAUUAAUGUUAAUGUUCUUUUCAGUACAAACUACUGUAGAACAAAAAGAAAUAAUUUAACAUUCAUUUUAAAAUAAAAAGUGACACAAAAUGGCACAAUUCACCUAUGCGGCUAAACCGUUAUUCCCAACUCAGGGGAAUUCUGUGGAUAUAGCGUAUCUUGAUUUCAAUGAGGCUUUUGACAAAGUUCUCCAUUAUAUUCUUGCAGAGAAGCUGGCAAAAUGUGUGCUGGGUAAGGUGGAUUUACAGCUGGUUAAAUGACCAAACCCAGAGCGCUCACUAAUGGUUAUCAUCCUGGGAAAAAGUGACAAGUGGGAUGCCGCAGGGUUCUGUCCUGGGUCUGUUGUUGUUCAAUGUCUUUAUAAAUGACUUGGAUGAAGGAAUUGAGAGGAUGCAGAUGACACCAAAUUUGCAGAUGACAUCAAACUGGGAGGGGUAGCUAAUGCCACAGAAGACAGGAUCGGAAUUAAAAAUGUCUUUAACAGAUUGGGACAAAUACAGAACUCUACAUUUAGGUAGGGAGAACCAGCUGCACAAAUAUAAGAUGAGAGACACCUGGAUUUCCAACAGUAAAUACUAAAAGGAUUUAGAGGUUUUAGACUAUAAGCUUAACAUGAGCCAACAGUGUAAUGCAGCAGCAAAAAAACUAAUACUAUUCUAGGCUGCUUGAACAGAAGUAUAGUGUCCAGAUCAAGGGAAGAAAUAGUACCACUCUAUUCUGCCUUGGUCAGACCACACCUGGAAUACUGUUUAGGGAAGCUUUUAAUAUCUGAAGGACUAUUGUAUUUUAAUAUUUUGUUGUAAGCCGCCCAGAGUGGCUGGGGAAACGCAGCCAGAUGGGCGGGGUAUAAAUGAUCAAUUAUUAUUUUUAUUAUUAUUAUUAUUUAUACUGUGUCCAGUUCUUGGUGCCACAAUUUAAGAUGGAUAUUGACAAGCUGGAAUGUGUUCAGAGGAGGGCAAUCAAGACAAUCAAUGGUCUGGAAACUAAGCCUUAUGAAGAAUGGUUAAGGAGUUGGGUAUGUUUAGCUUGGAAAAGAGACUGAGAGGAGAUAUGAUAGCCAUCUCAAAUGUCUAAAGAGCUGUCACAGUGAAGAUGGAGCAAGCUUGUUUUCUCCUGCUCUGGAGGUAGGACCCAAGCUAAUGGAUUCAACUUACAAGAAAGGAGAUUCCAGCAAAAUAUCAGGAGGAACUUUCUGACAGUAAGGUUGUGGAGUCCAGAGAUGAAAUUGAGUUUCCCAUUCAUACUUUAUUGGAAAAAAUACAAUAUCCCAAAGACAAACAGUACUGAUGCAUUUAAUAAAUGUAUUUAACUUCAAAACUUCUUUUAUAUGCUUUAAAAAGGUAAAGGACCCCUGACAGUUAAGUCCAGUUGCAGACGACUCGGGUUGCGGUGUUCAUCUCGCUUUAUUGGCCGAGGGAGCUGACGUUUUGUCCGCAGACAGUUUUUCCAGUUCAUGUGGCCAGUAUGACUAAGCCGCUUCUGGCGAAACCAGAACAACGCACGGAAACGCCGUUUACCUUCCCGCCGGAGUGGUACCUAUUUAUCUACUUGCACUUGGACAUGCUUUCAAACUGCUAGGUUGGCAGGAGAAGGACCAAGCAACGGGAGCUCACCCCGUUGCCGGGAUUCGAACCACCAACCUUCCGAUCAGCAAGCCCUAGGCUCAAUGGUUUAGACCACAGUGCCACCAACUUUUUACAUUAGUUCAUUAUAAAAACUAGGAUAGCAAAAACUAAUUAUUUAUGAUACCUAAAUUCCAAUUGACUUAGCACAUAAAAGCAACUCCCAGACACAAGGUUGGGCAGUGUGUAUGGAUGACAAGACCCCCAAUCAGCCUCACUGAUGUGGUCACUGGCAGAGGAAGAGGAGUGCAGGGGGAGCACACCACCCCCGGCAGCAGGAUCCUGGUGGGCUACCAUCAGGGCUGCCCCCGCUGGGUGCCAUGCCCCUGUGGGUGGCGUGCCACGCCCCCGGGACGCGCAUGAAGCUCCGCCAGUGGAUGUGGUCCAAAGGAAAGCAGAACAAUAUGUUUGGCACCAGCUUGACUGCAGGAGUUGCCGGAAGGAGUCAUACAAGACACCACCCAUAACAGAUUCUGAUAUAAAAAGGUGUACUUUGCAACUUGGAGUAGACCCACUAAAAUUGAUGGGAAAUUACUUAACUGAUUCCAGCGGGUAUACUAUGAGACUGACUAAUGUUAAAUACCACCUCCCCUCUAAGCAACAGUAGCAUACAGGGUACAAUCCUGCUUUUUUAAAACAAAAGGUUCCUCUGCUAUUGCUUUCACUGGGAUUGUUCUCCAAAGUUUUGUACAAGUAUUUGUUGGGCUCCUCUUAGAAUAUCAGCAUAAAAUUACAUCAGCAUAAUACAAGUGCUGGGGGCUGGGGAGAAGCAAACAAAUUUCUACCUUUUCAAACUACUUAGUUCAACAAUUCCUGUUAACUAAUCCAUGCUCUUGGAAGACAAUUACACUGAGCUCUGACAACGUUGCCAACCCAUUGCAGUGUGCCUUAUGCCAAACACCAUUGUUAUAUUAUUGACCAUGUUCACUAUUACAUAUGCAUAUGAAAAAACAGAAGCUUUUUCAUCAGGAUUACCCUAAUAGCAUUAAGAGAUUAUUUUUAAAAUUUCAUUGGAAGAAAAUUCACUUAAAUGAGAUUACUUAUUACUUGACUGGUUUCCUAUCAUGCUGUUAUGUUUAGGUAAGUGGAGUCCAUUAGAAUGUUAUUUUUUUUAAGAAACCUGAUUUUAUACAUUAAUGAUUUCAAAUAAAAGAGAAGUGCUAUAUUUGUGCGCUGGUUCUUUUGAGAAAGUUAAGUCUGAUGCUCUGGUUAGACGAGAUAACACUUUUUGUCCCUCUUGGUGCCCCCCCUGGUGUCACCAUUAGUUGCUAAUUACUUGCAAACAAAUAAACAAUUAACUCCUCGUGCCUCUUGGUGGGAGAAUCUUCAUUGACAUGCUAAAACUUUCUAAUAAAAGAUUUUAAUUAAUGACGUGGCGAAUCCAACCCCCUUGUCAACAAAGCUAUAAGCAGGAACUGGGAAAGAAAAACCUGAACUAUGGUGCAUUUGGUACCUAGGCUGACAGUACAAGAAUGGCAAGCAGAUCACUCUGUCCUCUUAAUGCAACUUCUCACAACCAUCAGGACAAAUCCAAUCUUGGGGAAAGCAAAAAGGCAUCUUGUUCAUUUUCCAUUGAAAGCAUUUUGGGGUUAGAGCGGAAAAAAGAUGGCACGACUGCUGCAAAGCCACACAGGCCAUGGAUGGAUAAAUGCAGUGAUUUGGGUAAGAGGGAAACCUUCAUUUCUGUUUUCUUAACUUUUUAACCUGAGUUCAGGGCUUUAAAAAAGAUAAUUAACAAGCAGUGAACAAUUAACAAGCAUCCAUUAAAUAAGCUGUAAAGAAAAUCAGGUUGUUAUCUUUCAGUUUUGUCUUUCUUAGGUUUGAAACGUAUAACCCAACAUUUCAUGGUAUUAAAAUACUGCAUUUGUGACUUUGCAGGAGAGGAUUGCAACCCUUGUCUACGGUUUCCUGCAAUUUCCUAUGCAAUCCCAUUGUUUAAUGCGAUCAGCUACCCAGAGGCAGAAGAAAGGGUUCGGAAAUGUGAAAACUAUUUUGCAGUCAAUGAAAAGCUUUCUUACAAAAGGGAAUUGAGUUGGUACAGAGGUAGGAGGCCAAGAACUGCAUUCACUCGAAGCCAGGUAGGGAUUGAGUACAUUUAACCUAUUCAUAAAUCUAAGAAUGGAUGUUUUGCUUGAUGCAUUGUUUAGUAAGAGGGUAUUUAUUAGCAAGAAUCCAGAAAUGCCUGUUUCACAAAAGUCUGUACAAUCAUUCAUUUACUGAAUAAAAAUACGCAUAGAUGUUAACAUGUAAUCAUCACUGUUGUUCAAAAUAGCUUAGUUGAUUACUGUUGAUUUGUAUUUAAGUUUAGAAUCUGACCUCAGUUUUUAUCAGGCGAUUCAACUUGAUUUUUUGCUGCAGUGAACAAUAAAUAAGUAAUAGUGUUCCUCUUUAUUCUCCUUAGAUUGAAAUACUGGAAAAUGUUUUCAGAGUGAACUCUUAUCCUGGGAUUGAUGUUAGAGAAGAACUAGCUCAAAAAUUAGAUUUAGAUGAAGACAGGAUCCAGGUAACUUUUGAAUAGCAUUAUUUGAAUCUUUCUGUGAUUAUGUCUGUCUGUCUGCUUAGCAGAUCUCGCAGUGGUUGGAAAUAAUAAUUAACUGCAGAGAUUCUGACUCCUACUGUUUUGGGAUUGCUUUUGGAGCACUUUAUGGGAGAAAACAGGACACUGCAUAUAUUUGCACUCCCUAACUCCACAUAUAUUUGCCUAAAUAUAAACUUACUAUAAAAGAAAUGCAUUUUAUUUAACCCGAAAGCAUGUAUGUUGCCAGGAUUUAAGACUUGGAAGUGUGAUGUCUUGAUUGUAUAGUGAGAGGUAACUCAUACAGAAUUCAAUGAUCUUUACUCCCAAGUAAGUGUACUUAGGAUUGCAAGAGAAUGUAAAAUUAUGAUUAUGUUAGGAAUUUAUAUCAGCAAAAACUAAGGCUACAAUUCUAAGCAUGCUUGCCAGGGAGUAGGCUCCAUUGAACACAGUGGGGCUUACUUCUGAGUAAACAUGCAUGGGAUUGGGUGCUGUACGUUUUUCAAACUUUUGUUUAGGUGGAAUGAGAAACUUAAAAUAGGAUUUGUUAUAACUACAAAAUGAUGAAAGUGCAUUUAGCAAUCUGAGACUUAUUAUCCAACAUUUAAUUUAAAAUUCCACAUAGUUUUAAACAACUUUCUUUUAUCUGCCUUCAAACAGACUGAAGUUAGGUCUUACUAAGUAGACACAAUUUGUAUUUUCUAACCUGGUUGCAACUUGUUUUGGAUGCUGUUCAGAAUACUUUCUGACUCUGCUUCAGGUGCUGAUGAGGACUUUUAUCUUGGUUUUAACUGCAUCAUUUAAUGCUUUAAAAGUCAGGUCUCUUUUUUGGACUGCAGUGGAUGACCAUGCAUCCACAGCCAGCACUUUCUAGUAGCUUAGAAGUCUGGAUAGAUCCGCAUCAGAGACUGUGACAGUCUGAUUUCCUAAAACCAAUCACCAAAUGCAGCCAUUCCACAAGUUUUCUUCUCUCCUUUAUCUACAAAGUGUUCAUUUCAAUCUAGCACCCAGAUUGGGUAUGUCAUAGCUCAAAGAACAUAAGGAGAGCCCUGCUGGAUCAGGUCAAAGGCCCAUCUGUUCCACCAUCCUAUUCUCACAGUGGCAAUAUUUUAUGUUAGUAUGUGGUUGUACACUGAGGCUUCAUUUUCCAACAUAGCCCUUUCCUUUAAGUGGUGCUAUGAAGAUGGUUGAUCUGUAACAAGGGUACCUUUUUUCCUUUUGAACAAUUUCAGAUCUGGUUCCAGAAUCGCCGGGCAAAGCUGAAGAGAUCCCACAGAGAAUCUCAGUUUCUAAUGGUGAAAAACAAUUUAUCUCAAAACAUGAUAAAAUAAUAGAAUCAACCACCCAAUACACUAGUGUAUUGCUGAAGCGUGAUGUGAAGCGUUCAUAAACUGCAAACUCUUAUCGAGGAAUUAUAACGUUACAAAUUUGCUUGGAUGUUAGUCAACUAGUUCUGAAAGAGAAGAAUGAUUUUGCGAAGGAAAAUAAAUGGUGAUCAAAGAUGGGGAACUUGCGGUUCUCCAGAUGUUAUGGGACCCCAACUCCCAUCAGCCUCAGCUAGCAUGGCUAGUGAUCAGGCAUGAUGGGACUUAGAGCCUAACAACAUCUGGAGGGCCACAGGUUCUCUAUCCCUGUAAAUACUAUUGUAGUAAUAUUCCUAUUACUAAGGGGGGGGGGACAUUUUCUCUAACGGCUUAAUAGCUUAUUUUCAGGGAAAAGGGGAGGGGAAGCUAUUUUUGCAGAUAACUAACCAAAGGAGGUAGUGAUGCAUCAUUGUAAAUUGUGAGGACUAAACAUACAACGGGGCGGAGAAGCUGUGACUUCCCAGAUAUUGUUGGACUCCAACUCCCAUCAUCCCCAGCCAGCAUGACCGAUGGUCAGGCAUAAUGGGACAUUGAGACCAACAUCUGGAGGGCUACAUACAUCAAGGAGGCUUUGCAUAAAAUUGUGUAGCUCAGUUUUCCCUGCAGCUGUGUCUCUGGCCCUCAGGAAGCUGUGUAUGUAUGGGGCCUGCACUAUAAAAUCCAAAGGAUCCACAUGAGAAGCUAAGUACAGACAGCUGCAGGGAAUCCUGUUCUGGCAGAAGCAUUUCUCUCUGUAAGAUUUGAAUCUUUUCUGCUAUGUUUCCUACUAUGAUCCAGAGAUGUGCAAAUGUUUAUUGGGCGAUGGUGGCUAUUGACUUAAAAAAGGCUUUUUGCCGGGAUGUUAUGCAGCGGCAUCCCACUUUGUGUCUAUGUGUCUCUGCUUGGUGGGACCUUCAUGAAAAGAAGAAAAUGACAUUCACAUAUGAAACCAACAUAUAGAAUAUUAUGGGAAUCUUUGCAAGAUCAAUCCCUGGGGAGGGAGAGCGAGCAUUUUGUACCUUCCCGCUUUCCUCAGGAAACAGAUUGCUCCUGCGAUGAUCCCUUUGUUGGUUCUUUGGAACCAUUUCAGCUCAGUGUGUAUAUAUGCCAAGAUUUGCCAGUCUGCAAUAACUACAACCCAGCUGAUCUUUCAUAGGGUGCAAAGGCAGUACGUGUCCCGUCAUUCUCAGAAUGAAGAAAACUUUGGCUAUAUCAUAAAUACCUGCUUCCCUCCCCACAUCUUUUAGAAACCAUGUUGUUUGUAUUUUAUACUGUAGCAGAUGCAUUGCCUGUUAGUUUCCGGGGGAGUUUAAAGUGCUGAUAAUGACCUUUAAACAGUUCAGGACAAUAUUAUUUGAAGGAUUCUGUCCACCUGUACCCACAAAAAGUUGCCUGGCCCUUAAGAUUAGAAUGUAAGAUUUUUUAAAGAUUUAAGAAAAUCUUAAAGAACAUGAAAAGAAAGAAAUAACAGAUAAGAUAGGAAUAGAAGCCCACAAAAAAGUAAAGUAUUUAGGUAUAUGGUUAACAGCAAAAAAUAUUACCAUAUAUAAGGAUAAUUAUGUAAAAGUUUGGCUAGAAGUUAAAAGAAAUCAUGAAAUAUGGAACAGGAUGACUCUAUCCCUUUUAGGAAGGAUCGCAGCAAUAAAAAUUAAUGUGCUUUCAAGAAUGUUAUUUCUUUUUCAGACAAUACCAAUAAUAGCAGGGACUGCAUGCUUCAAAGAAUGGCAAAAAUAAAUUUCAAGAUUUGCCUGGAAUGGGAAAAAACUGAGGAUAAAAAAUAAGAUACAGAUAUGAAAGAGAGAGGUGGUUUCUCACUUCCAGACUUAAAAUUGUAUUACAAAGCUGCAACCCUAAUAUGGAUCCAAGAUUGGAUCAAACUUGACAGAGAAGAGAUGACAGACUUGGAAGGACAUGAAAAUAGGUUUGGAUGGCAUGCCUGUCUAUGGUACGGAAAAACAAAAAUCCAUAAAGGAUUCCACAAUCAUAUAAUAAGAAGAGCGUUGCUAAAAGUAUGGGACAAAUAUAAAGAACUAUUAGAACCCAAAACACCUUGGUGGUUAUCACCUAUUAGGCAUUAUCACUAAAAACAUUGGGGGGAAAGGGAGACUGGCCGACAGAUAGAGAAUUGUUAGUAGAAUAGGAAGGGCAACUAGAAUUGAAAGAAUAUGAGGAAAUAAAGGAACAUCUUCAAAGUUGGUUGCAUCAUAGGCAGCUAAAAUAUAUUUUUUAAGAGGACAAUAAGAAAGGUUUUUUAUACAGGGUUUCUAAAUUUCAAAAGGAAGUAAUAGGAGAGAACUCAAAAUUGUAAAAGAAAAUGCAUAACAUCCUUUUGGAAUGGGAAACGAAAGAUGAGGAAGUGAAAUCAGUAAUGAUCAAAUGGGCAUAAGACAUAGGCCAUAAUAUAAAAUUUGAAGAUUGGAUAAUGGAAAGUAAAUCUGAAAUUUACAGACUGUAUAUUGUUAAAGGAAAAUUGCAUGAAGAUGAUGUAUAGAUGGUACAUCUCACUGGUGAAAUUGGCCAAAAUAUAUAAAAAUGAACAGAGGGAAUGUUGGAGGUGCAAAGAGGUUGAAGGGACUUUUUAUCAUAUGCGGUGGGAUUGUAAAAGUGUUAAGGUAUGUUGGGAAAUGAUCUACAAUGAAUUUUAAAAAAAAUGUUUAAAAUAACAUUUGUUGAACAACUAGAAGCCUUCCUGUUGAGUAUAUUAGGACAAGACCUGCCAAAAGAGAAAAAGGCAUUAUUUAUGUAUGCAGCGGCAGCGGCAAGAAUACUACUAGCACAGAAUUGGAAGACUGGAGAAAUUCCAACAAAAGAACAAUGGCAAGAAAAACUGAUGAGCUAUGUGGAAUUGGCGAAGCUGACACACAGACUUUGGGAAAAGGACAAUAGGGAUUUUGAAAAAGUGGGAACCUUUUAUAUUAUAUUUGCAGAUACAAAGAAAGAAUAUUGAUCUGAUGGUAGGAUUUAAAUAAACAUUCACAACUUUAUGGAUAGAGAAUAGAUAAUGUAAUAAAAGGAAAAAUAUGAUAUUUGUAGAAAAUAGCAGAAUAUACUAAUGAGGUUAAUAAAUCAGAAAUGGAAGUUGAGGGAAGUCCAAAAGGGGGGAGGGAGAGAUGUUUAUGUAAGCUGUAUGUUAUAAGUAUAUUUGUAACUAAAGAAAAGGAAAUUAAUAAAUUUUUUUAAAAAGAUUAGAAAAGCUUUGUUCACAUGGCCACUGUCAAUAAGAUUUCUUAGACUGGCAAACACUAGGGGCAUGGGCUUUUCAGUGGUAGCUCCAUAUUUGUGGAAUUCACUCCUGAGGGAAUUGAUGUCUGGCCCUGUUUGUGUUAGCUUUAAAACCUUCUUUAUUUCAAUUUGCUUUUAAUAAGGUGAGGACCUGAGUACCUAACUGUUAAAUUGUUGUAUUGUUGUUGUUGUUUAAAAAUCUGUUUUAUCUGGAUUGCUGUACUGGGUUAUAUUGUAUUCUAGAACUGCUGUUUUUAGUUUUUGAAAUUGUAAUGAGAUGUUUUAGUUGUAUUUUAUGGUUUAAAAUGUUUAAGUGGACCACCUUGGGAGGCCUUUACCCUGAAGGUGACGUAUAACUUUGGAAAAUAAAUAAAUAAUGCCCAACAUGUUGAGAGUGCUAUUUUGCUAGGGGGCAUCUAAAGAAAUCUGC
Molecule: messenger RNA, 9235 nt
Organism: Podarcis lilfordi (Lilford's wall lizard)
Lineage: Eukaryota; Metazoa; Chordata; Lepidosauria; Squamata; Lacertidae
Source: the annotation of a GenBank genome assembly